CAAGACGGAGAAGAACCCGUAGAGUGUACUACGGUAGAUCUUAUGGAGCGGAGUUUUUGGGGCAGAUAACUCUUCAAAUAAGUCUCAAGUGCAAAAAGAGUGAGUGCACACUGGCUACUAUGGGGACAUUUAAGACACAGAUGUUGUGGGAGUCCAUAAGGAAGGGGGACCUGACAGGAACAAUUGGACUUCUGGAAAGUGGCAAUAUCAACCUGGAGGAGAGGGACAAUAAUGGCCAGACAUUCCUGAUGUUAGCCUGUGAGUAUGGAGAGCUAAACAUCGUGAGAGAACUGCUGGAGGCCCAUGUAGACCCCAACGCUGUAGACAUGGAUAACUGGAGUGCCUUAUUGUACUGUGCAAAGGAGGGCCAUUUGGAGAUUGUCAUUGAGUUAUUGGAGAGGGGUGCUGACAUCGAGCACAAGGACUUGUGUCUUUGGACAGCUCUGAUGUGGGCAUGCUACAAAGGGAAAUAUUUGGUGGUUCAGGAACUGUUAGAUAGAGGAGCUAACUGCAACAUUAAAGCAGAGAUGAACAUGACGUGUUUGGCCUGGGCAGCUGGCAGAGGUCACAUCAAUGUCGUGAAGAUCCUGAUACAGAAGGGAGCCAAAGUCAACACACCAGACAAGUAUGGUACUACCCCGCUGAUCUGGGCCUGCAGAAAAGGUUACCUGGAGAUUGUGGAAGCGCUAUUGAACGAGGGCGCUAACAAUGAUGUCGUGGGAAUGAAUUCUUGGACCGCGUUGCUAGUGGCAGCUAAGGGUGGAUUCACAGAGGUUGUACAUCAGUUGCUGGAGUAUGACCCCAACGUCAAUGCUGUGGACAAGGACGGCUUCACGGGUCUGACUAUAGCAGCUAAGGAGGGAUACAAUGAGAUUGCACAUGAUCUACUCUCCAAAGGCGCCUACGUCAACAUCAAGGACAGGGCUGGUGACACCAUCCUAAUCCAUGCCGUGAAGGGUGGACAUAUUGAGGUUGUAAGAGCACUGAUUGAUAAAUAUGCUGACGUGGAUGAAAUCGGAGCUGAGGGAAAAACUGCUCUGUACUGGACCGUGGAGAAAGGUUACGUAGAAAUCUGUAAGCUGCUGCUCAACAGUGACCCCGACUUAGAAAUCGCCAACAAGGAUGAAGACACAGCAUUGUUGAGGGCUGUGAGGAGUCGAAAUGAACUCUGUGUGAGAUUACUGCUAGAUAAAGGGGCCAGAGUGGGGGCUGUUGACAAGAGAGGGGACACUGCCCUCCACAUCUCUUUGAGGGCCAGAAGUAAGCGAAUCACGGAACUGCUCCUCCGUAACCCUAGAAACAGCCGUCUGCUGUACCGCCCCAACAAAGCGAAUGAGACUCCGUACAACAUCGACGCCUACCACCAGAAGGGGAUCCUUACACAAAUAUUUGGACAUAGAAACCUGAACGCUAACGAUGGUGAGAACUUGCUGGGAUAUGAAGUGUACAGCAGUGCUCUAGCAGACAUUCUGAGCGAGCCGUCCCUCAACACCCCCAUUACUGUGGGGCUGUACGCUAAAUGGGGGAGCGGCAAAUCCUUCCUCCUCAGCAAACUUCAGAAGGAGAUGAAGAUGUUCACUCGGGCUAACAAGGAGGACCACUUCACCUUCUGCUGGGCUCUCUUUAUCAUCCUCCUCAUUUUGAACAACGUAAUCGGACUCACGCUGGCCAUGACGGUCAGGUGGGAGUUGGGGCUCGGGGUGGGGCUUGGCCUGUUCCCUCUAGAUUACAUAUUUUUGGGAGUGCUGCAUUUUCUGUGUCACCGUCACAACUUAAAGUACGCCACACGUCUGAGCCUGUUACUGGGCAGGAAGCUCCAAGUGACCACCUCCCUCCUACAGGUUCUGUUUGUCAACUCCAAACACCCGACAACGUCUACCAAGUACUUGGAUCCCACAGUCAAGUUCCUGUUCUCGGAGGGCACUAAACUGACCAGUGUAGGAGGGGAGAAGGCCCUGGCAGCCAUGAUUGCGACCCUGGGAGAGGCGUUGGAACGAGAGUAUGGAUCUGUGGUGGCCCGAUUGUUCCGAGUCUUCAAACCACAUCCUGACAAGCCCUACACUGGCCGGUUCAAGACUCUGUGCUGUGUCCCGUACUUUGUGAUAGUCUACCUGGUUUUUCUUGCCAUCGAGAUCGGAGCGUACCUGCUGGUCUCCCACUUUGCCUUCAACCAGUUUACCUACAAAAACCCAGUCUACUCCAAUAUCACAACACCUCUAGCUCCACACAAUCAGGUGGAGGAGUACCCGGCUCUGUUUGGGGUCCUGUUUGCCAUUGCUAUCAUCGUGGGACUGGCCUUCAUUGGUAACUUCUACACGUGGGGACAAGCCAUUCUAGCACUUCUCUCACCACAGAAGAGACGGAUUAUGAAAGCAGCCGACAGAAUCGGUAAAAUCAAGAUGGAUGGUUUGAUGCAUGUACUGAAGUAUGAGGUCGACUUAAUGGCAAAGAUGGUGACUUUCAUGGACAAGUUUACAGAGAACCAGACUAGACUGGUGGUCAUUGUGGAUGGACUGGACAGUUGUGAGCAGGACAAAGUUCUUCAGGUGCUGGACAUCAUUAAGGCUCUGUUCUCUGAUGAGGACUCCCCCUUUAUAACAAUCCUGGCUAUAGACCCUCACAUCAUCAUUAAAGGAAUUGAGAGUAAUAUCAAAACCACGUUCCAGGAUUCCAAUGUGAAUGGCUACGAUUACCUGAGGAAUGUUGUGCAUCUUCCUUUCUAUUUGCAAAGUCAGGGGAUGGCCAUUAAAAAGCAGGACAUGGCUAAAAGUUCUUCCACGUUUGAAGUGUCGGCAAACCCAGAAUCUCCAUCUAAAGCCAGGCGGACAUACCAGCAACAGGACUCUGUUUUGUCGGGGUACUCCACGGGAGAAAGUUCUGACAAAAUCCGUAAGCAGCGACAGUCCAGUGUGUGUCAGUCGUACACUUCCUCCAUGGACCUCACAAACACUGUCACCAAGACGGACUACUUCAGCGACGUCAACCCGCGCAGCAUGAGGAGACUGAUGAACAUAGUGGCCAUUACAGGACGUCUGCUACGGGCGUACAACAUUGACUUUAACUGGCACAGGCUGGCAGCUUGGAUUAACAUCAUAGAACAGUGGCCCUACAGGGUCUCCUGGAUCACCAUCUAUUUUGAGGAGAAUGAGAUCUUGGACAACAGCACCACUUUACUGUCUCUGUAUGAAAAGAUAGCAGAUAAAAUUCCUGUAUCCAAGGAGAUUGAUCCUCUGUUGGAGAUUGACAGAAAUCCUCGGAAGAUGGAGGCAUUUCUGGCCAGUAAACUAAGUAACAACACACUGCUGAAUGUGAAGGACCUCAGGAGAUUUCUGCCGUGCACGAUUAACCUCGAUCCCUACCUCAGGAAACUCAUCAGAGAGAUGCAGAAAAACAUGGACACUCAACAGCCUAGCUUUCCACUGGGUCCUAUGAACUUUCCCCCGACAGGUGGAACACCCCAUACCCCAACGAGACGACCGGAGACCCAGAGACAUGUCCAGCAGAAUUUAGUCCCUGGGGGUCACAUGUACCCCCCACACAGACUGGACCCGAUGGCUGGGAUGCAUCCUAUGUUGCCCUAUAACAUGGUACCAUACUAUCAACAACAAUUCGUAGGUGCGCCUCUUCAAUCCGGCGUUGGUAUGGCUACGGCUAGAGAUACACAGCAGAACAAAGGGGCGGAUCCAGAGACUACUAUCCAGAGUUAUAGUGACCAGGCUUUGAGUACGAUGAGUGUAGAUGAUAUAUGUACACUAACAAAGAACAUCAAAGGUAUAAACCCUCUACAGGUGCCAGCGUAUCAGAAUCGCAUCAUAGACAACAAUAUUGGGGGUGUGGUCCUCUCCACCUGUGAUACAGAAGAACUUCGUGAGGUUCUGGCCAUGAAAUUUGGGGACUGGCAAUUAUUCAAAUCAGCUCUAAUAGGGCUCAGACAAAGAGAAAUGGUUAAUGAAGAAUUUGAACAGUUUGAACCAGGUUUUGUAAAAGAUCACAGUAAAUCAGAUACUGCAUUUGAAUCUACCAGCACUCAGGGUGGUCGUGGAUACUCCGAUAUAAAGUAUGAGAGAAUGGACAAAAAGGGUCAGCAGGAGGCGUAUUCCCGCACGGUGAAGGCAGAAGUUUCCCCUCCUCGGAUGUCUCGAGUGGACAGCGCGUACCAACAGGUGGCAUUCGAGACAGGUCUGCUACGGGAGGCCAUGAUCAAUUUUACAGAGGACGGUGAGGAGGAAGAGAUGCAUAAUAACGUCUCGUUUUCAGCAGACACCAAAAGAGGAUCACUGGAAGACAUGGACGACAGCAUUAACAGCUCCGAGAGUCAGCCACUGUUAAAGAGGAGGCCAUCAAGCCAAGCAUUCAGUGACGGCCGACGUAAAGAGUCCUUGGGGGUUGUGCACGAGACUGAGGAACCUGAGGGCCCAUCAGCCAUGUUCUAUCUGGAUGAGACUGAAAGUGCCCCCACUGCAGAAAGUGUCAGGGAAAUUGGGGGUGCAGGAAUUCCUUUGGUGACCUUUCACAGGGGAGAUCAUUCUAACGAGGAUUCUGUGUAAAGGACAGAGACACAAGUGUAUUGUACCUUGAUCAAUCUGAUUAAAAUACAGAUCUCACGAAUAGCGCAGAGAGCGCUGUGCACUAUUUGAGAGAUCUGUAUUUUAAUCAGUUUAAUUGUACCUUUUUGAUUAAUCUCUUUUUCAUUAUUUGAUGAUGACACAGCUUUCUGAAUUGAACAUGUUAGUAUUAUUACAGUGGCUUAUAUUGCUUGAAUAACCAAAAUGCCCAAAAAAACUAGUGCAUGGAAUACAACUCGGUAGCAUGAGUCUGAAAUACGUGUAUGUCAAGAGAAAUUUGUUACUGUGUGUACGGUGAAGAUUCAGAUAGCGAAGAUUACAGGAACAGAUAUCAUGACAUAAGAAACUUUAUGUUUUCCACAGGAGAAAAGGUGAAAGAUGAUGUGAAUUAUUGAUGAACUUGCUUUUCUAUUGUUCUUGUGUUAGUUUGAAAUUCAUGACCUGAAAACUAUGGGUUUUUUUUAGGAGCAUCAACACAAUGCCUUGGAAAUAUUUCUUAUGGUAAUAAACUCCUUUUUUUCAUAUAUAUUAUAAAGAUCUGAUAUGUUCUAACUAUAAAUGGAGUAUCUUACUAGGUUUAAAAAAAAUAUGCAUUGAAAACUUUAAGACUUCACAAAAUAAAAUCAUGGUAUUAAUGCACACAGGAAAAUAUCACAAAGGGAUUCAUACCUGUGGAUGCAAGGCAAAGAUAUUUACCAUUGAACUGGUCAUGCAUGUGGUACGAGCAGUCUGUUAGAGAAAAAAAUGUGUUGUACGAGCAGUCUGUUGGAGAAAAAAAUGAGUUGUACGAGCAGUCUGUUGGAGAAAAAAAUGAGUUGUACGAGCAGUCUGUUGGAGAGAAAAUGAGUUGGUGUGUAUUGAUUUUCCUUCCUUUUGAUUUGCCCAUUUAACCAGGGAUGUUACAGGACCUGUUGUUCUUGUGUCCCCCUGUAGAAUGUUAAUUAUUUCUGUUUUUGAAUGUCCCUUUUUUUCCCAAUCUACAUAUAUACACAUGUAGGUAAACUUACAUUGCUAGUACUUAGUAUUCCAGCCUUGGAAACAAACUGUGAUAUGCAUGCAUUUAUUGUAAUCGGGGAUUUUGUGAUUAAAAGAUAUUUACAGGUAAAAAUGUCGUAAUGAUUCAUAUUAAAUUUUAAAAAUGCU
Messenger RNA from Ostrea edulis (European flat oyster), 5708 nucleotides. RefSeq names its product kinase D-interacting substrate of 220 kDa-like. The transcript has 24 exons. The coding region runs from base 120 to 4547 and encodes 1475 amino acids. The record is from RefSeq and is a predicted model, not a curated record. NCBI's taxonomy places the organism in Eukaryota, Metazoa, Mollusca, Bivalvia, Ostreida, Ostreidae. Gene Ontology annotation, molecular function: protein binding.